Messenger RNA from Anarrhichthys ocellatus (wolf-eel), 2653 nucleotides. RefSeq names its product prostaglandin I2 receptor (gene ptgir). Gene Ontology annotation, molecular function: thromboxane receptor activity; prostacyclin receptor activity. Gene Ontology annotation, biological process: adenylate cyclase-activating G protein-coupled receptor signaling pathway; inflammatory response; negative regulation of smooth muscle cell proliferation. NCBI's taxonomy places the organism in Eukaryota, Metazoa, Chordata, Actinopteri, Perciformes, Anarhichadidae. Gene Ontology annotation, cellular component: plasma membrane. The record is from RefSeq and is a predicted model, not a curated record.
CUGUGAGUUCAGAACUGCCGACACGUUACCGGCAGCGGCAGUUUUGAACUCCGUAUCCGUUAAAUAUUUUACAAAGUAGGAGCCUGAAUCUGCAGAAGAAGAAGAUGGAGGAGGAGCAGGCUGGUUACUUUUAAAUGUUUCAGUAUUUCUUCUCUCAGGCAGAGCCAAUGAAAGAAAGAUUCCAAAAAUCUCUGCAAUAAAAGAGAGAGACAGACGUCUUUAGUCAACGCAUCAUUAUGGGACUUACCACACACACCUGCCUUCAGUGUUGCCAAAUGAUGGUGUCAAGAGGUCAGGAUCUCCAUUUGUUGCUUGGGAAUUCCUUAUUUAUUCCACACUGAGCAGGCAUAUUUCUCUGGUGUGAGUUAAACAUGAACAAAAGCAUGGUUUCAAACGAAUUGUGUAACAAUAUCACGUGCAAUGACAGUCUCAUCGUGAAUGAAGAUGGCAAGCCAGCGACAAGCAUCAUCAUGUUUUUGGCUGGCGUGGUGGGAAACCUGCUGGCUCUCUUCAUCCUCGGGGUGCACCGGAAGGAGCAUCGCUCCAGGUCUUCUGUCUUCUGCAUCCUGGUGACCGGCCUGGCCCUCACCGACCUGCUGGGCACCUGCCUCCUCAGCCCACCUGUGUUCAUCUGCUACGCCUGCAACAUGUCCCUGAUAAGUCUGGGCGGUGAGGGCCUGUGCAAGCACUUUGGCUUUGCAAUGAGUUUUUUCGGCCUGGCGCCCACGCUCAUCCUGUGUGCCAUGGCCGUGGAGCGCUGCCUGGCCAUCAGCCACCCUUACUUUUACUCUGUACACAUCCGCCGCAGGUUUGCCAAAUUCACGCUUUUCUUUAUUUACCUCUUUUCUUUGGGCUUCUGUCUGCUGCCAUACUGCGGCUACGGCAAAUUCAGACAGUACUGUCCCGGCACGUGGUGCUUCAUCGACAUGGAUGCAACAGGGGAUGAACAGGCCAACUUGGUGCUGGCCUUCUCUCUGUCCUACUCCUCCGUCAUGGCGCUGCUGAUCUUUGCUGUGUUUGUGUGCAACGGUUCAGUGAUUGUCAGCCUGCGCCAGAUGCAACGGAACCAGAUGAUGCGGCGCGGCUCGGUUGGGUCGACGGGGAGGAGGAGGCUGAGCCUGGCCUGGUUCAUACAGGGGGAAAAGGAGAUGGACCACCUGGUGCUGCUGGCGCUCAUCACUGUCAUCUUUGUGGUCUGCUCGCUGCCACUCACCAUUGCAGGCUUUAUCAACGCCAUUCGCCCAUUUUGUGGCGACACGGAGAACCUGACAGCCUUCCGCUUCUACGCACUGAACCCCAUCGUGGAUCCCUGGGUCUUCAUUAUCUGCCGCAAGUCUGUGUUCCACCACCUUUGCUCUCUGCUGAGCUGCCGCUUCAGCAGAAAAGCUGUGAAGACGAAGGCACACUGCGCUCUGUCUUUGCCCCUUGACAGUCACAUGCAGCACAACCCCCCAGACAUGACCGUUGCACAGACAAACAUGUUCUCCAGUAUACAUCUGUGACCCAACAGAACCCGGGGGUGACUGGAAGCUAGGAGGAUUCCAUGUCUGACAAAACAUUUGUGAAAUGAUAUUUUAACAUUUGCAUACAGGAUACGUGCACUCACCAUUUUAAGGCUUAAGGUCUUAAACUUCCAAUUACUAAUAGAAACUGUUUCAAAGUUGCAGGAAGACUUGUGCCAUAAAACAAACAGCACUGUAACGUACCACUAAGGAACACAUCAAAUCAUAUCAUGCCUAUGAAUAAUAUACUGUAGAAUCAGAAUAUGUGCACUUGGGUAAAAGCUAUAUGGGUAAACAAUACACAUGAGUGUAUUCUCUCAGCCUUUUCUUUAAAACACAGCCAGGUAACUCCACUAAUGGUUGGAUCACAGCUACAGAUCUAUGACGUGUCCUGCAGGUCGCACUAAACAUGAAGAUGGCGGUUUAUUUCCUAGUCAUCGCUGGAUGACGUGUUAAUCCAUUUCCCCUGACCACAAUUAAAACGCAUCUGUGACAGGUUGAGUGAUCCAAAAGAGAGACACGUAUUGUAUUCAAGUGAGGAGACGUUGUCAUUUGGUUUCCCAGGCCAGGUGGUAUAUAAAUAUGAAUGUAUUAGCAGGCUUUAAUCUGAAGUAGUCUGUCAUGUCACAAGAGUAAAAGGCUACAGCAAUGCUCACGGUCCUUUUAAGGCUUCACUUUGGUACAAAGGUUGCUUUGAGCGAAAUGCAUGUUGAUGUUUAGCAGGUAUCAUGUUCAACAUCUUAGUUCAGCAUGUUUCCUUGUUUAAAUUAGCUCAUUUGAACAAAACACAAAGUACAGCUUGGAUUGAUAGGAAUGUUAUCAGUUGUGCAGGUAUUUUGUCAUAAACCAAAGUAUUGAACAAAUUCAAAUGUUGGCUUGAUUAUGGUUUUAAAUGUAAAGUGAAAUAAUCAAAUUACUCUCACUCCUAAAAUGGAUUUAACUAAACACUUUUUAAAUUGAACUCCAAUCUUCUGUCAAGAAAGCAGAUUGCUUUCUAAAAAACUAGACAAAAGGUUGUUUUUUUUUCAAACCACACCUGAGAGCUGAGUUAAAUGGGUUUAGAUGGCUACUUUAGUCCCAAGCUAAGAAUAAUUGACCCUUCGCUAAAACCCGCCACCUGUUGGUAGUCUGUCAAGCUGUCAGAGAUACCA